UGCUUUCUUUUGAUAUGCAACAGGUGCUAAUGAGGCUCCUCCCACUGCCCCUGCCUCUACUGGAAGGCCCACCGUCUCGCAGUUCAUGGACGAGUUGACUGAAGUCGAGAGAAAGGUUUCUCAUGAGAGGGAGGCACCCAAGUCGUCGUCCCGGCCAACAGCUUCGGCCGCCACCCACGAGUUAGACAUGUUAAUGGCCGACCUUUCAGACUUUAAACUGCCUCCUCAAGCCCAAGUCAGUAAACCACCUCCUCCGCCACAAGAAGAGGGUCCCUAUGCCAGGCCUCACAAGGAACCUCGUAUCAAGAGUCAGAUCAGUAACCUUGACUCCAUGAUUGGGUCACUUCAAUCUAACAUGAAUAGACAAGGAAUUGAUACUUCUUCUAAGGGAACAUGUGCUGCAUGUGACAAGCCCAUAUUUGGUAAAGUCAUUAACGCGAUGAAGAGGGUGUGGCAUCCUGAACACUUUACCUGCUCCCAGUGCGACACUGAGCUCGGGAACAUAACGUUUUAUGAGCACAACAACACCCCGUACUGUGAGAAGGACUAUCACGAGCUAUUUGCACCACGCUGUGCUUACUGCAAUGGACCAAUC
Amphimedon queenslandica is the source of this 595-nucleotide messenger RNA. Its product is annotated as paxillin-like. The transcript has 3 exons. The annotation marks the transcript as partial. Lineage: Eukaryota; Metazoa; Porifera; Demospongiae; Haplosclerida; Niphatidae. Gene Ontology annotation, biological process: muscle structure development; heart development; actin cytoskeleton organization. The record is from RefSeq and is a predicted model, not a curated record. Gene Ontology annotation, molecular function: muscle alpha-actinin binding; actin binding. Gene Ontology annotation, cellular component: filamentous actin; Z disc; stress fiber.